Molecule: messenger RNA, 1348 nt
Organism: Dacryopinax primogenitus
Lineage: Eukaryota; Fungi; Basidiomycota; Dacrymycetes; Dacrymycetales; Dacrymycetaceae
Exons: 8
Coding region: 660-1196 (178 amino acids)
Source: RefSeq, a predicted model, not a curated record
UAACCUGCUUCACAUCAAUGUGAGACAGGCUGGAAUCCACAUGAAGUCAAUGCUGAUGGAAAGCUACAAACAGGCAAUGAUCCCUGCAUAUGUAUGAUGGGAUUGGGGUGGCUUUUGGAGAGCAUUUGGCAAGUGUGCAUGGUGAAUGAGGCAGGGACAUGUGUGGACACAAUGGAGUGCUUCAACUCAAGGUCAAGGAGCUGUUGGUAGUGGAUGGAAUAAUGUUCAAAAGAAGAGUGGAUGUUACAGGUACUCAAUUUCACAGGAAAAGAUGUGCAAAUUUGCUGGACCAAACAGUCUGGUGGGCAACACUCCACUUGUGAACCCCGGACAGUGGCUGAGGCACAUGGGGAGAACAGACAGGGAGAUAGAGCAGCCAUUCUCAAUGGGGAUUGUUAUGCGGAGAUUGGCCCCACAUAAUGGGUUUAUCCUGCAUUUCAAAUGGUAAUAUGCAGGUAUACACAUAGGGGGGGAACAUCAAAGAAGAAGGGACGGCACCGCCGCUAAUUUGCAUAACGUCAGUAGGGGACCGCACUGAGAUUGAUUCCGCGAACGCGCCUGAAUACGGUGAGUGAACUGUCUCUGGACGCAACAGUGCUUCUCACCAACUACACAGGUACGUUGUUUGCUCUCUAACGGGUGACAGGAAACACCUACAAAUGGCUAACCCCUCUGCUACUCAGAAGGUCUCGAUCAACAUUGGGCACUCUUUCCCCGUCCCUCAAGUGUUUCUGCCUCAGAUCAACCACGCGUUGAUACAGCUGGAAACGGAACUCGGUAUGGCAACCCACUACCCGACCUUCGCCGCUCCGUUCUACUACCUUCGGGAACGUGAAGCACAAGAUGGCGUGAAUCGAGCUUACGAACAUUUGGUGCAGGCCAGGGCAGUGGAGAGAGACGUUGAGCGGGGGAUCAGAGCUUUGAGAGGUGGGCCGUCGAUGAGCCAUGGUUCUUACGGUUACGGAUACGCUGCUAAUCACCCGGGCCCCAACUAUCCGCCUCCUCCUCCCACUUGGCCUCCUUCCCAUUCGACAUAUCCCCCUCCUCUCCAGCACGACAACUCUCAGAACGCUCUCGGCGGGAACAUGAUCCACAUCGAGCAACACCAAAACGCAAACGACUUCGACUGCAUGGCCGAGAUGAAGAAAUGGUUGAACUUCCUGUCGUUCGGAAAGUUGUGCGGGGUUCCUGUGUAAGAAUGAGAAGAGGAUGGACAAGCGGAACGUUUAGUUAAAACGGUUUGUGAUGGACACUGGGGAUGGAAACAUUUAACGUUACCCUACCAUGUCAUAUAUCUGUAUGCACUUUACCAUGUGAUAGUAGUGUCGUGAAUCAACCUGUACCGAAC